Phytophthora sojae is the source of this 3525-nucleotide messenger RNA. RefSeq lists its product as hypothetical. Lineage: Eukaryota; Oomycota; Peronosporomycetes; Peronosporales; Peronosporaceae. The record is from RefSeq and is a predicted model, not a curated record. The coding region runs from base 1 to 3525 and encodes 1174 amino acids. Gene Ontology annotation, molecular function: zinc ion binding. The transcript is spliced from 4 exons.
AUGGCGGACUCGGACGCGAGCUCCGGCGGCUCCGGCAGCAGCUCCAGCUCCGACUCGGUGCUCAUCCGCGUGCCGCUGGACCAGAAGCGGCGCAAGAAGCUGCGCGCGCAGCUGCAGGCGGACCAGCAGCGGCAGCGCGAGCGCCAGGAGGCGGCGGCCCCCAGCUCCGCUCCCGCGCCCGCGCGGCCGAAACUCGUCAAGUCCGAGCCAGACAGCGACCGCAGCAAGGGAGAGCAUAUCUGCGUCGUGUGCGAGCGCGAGGGCGACGCGCUCGUGGUCUGCGGCGGCCCCUGCAUCUCGGCCUUCCACGCGGCGUGUCUGUCGCCCGACAGCGGCGCCGCGCAGGCCCAGGACGACACCUGGCUGUGCCCCAGCUGCAGAAGCAAAACCCACGCCUGCUUCCACUGCAAGCAGACGGGCGUGGAGGCGCUGAAGGACGACGCGCCCGCCUCCGCCGGCGCCGACCCGACGCUCCGCCCCGUGCGCAAGUGCCGCGCGCUGUCGUGCGGCAAGUUCUACCACCAGGAGUGCAUCGCGCAGUUCCCGCUGGCGCGUAUCGCCACCAACACGCACUUCAUCUGCCCGCUGCACACGUGCGCGGGCUGCAACCAGUCGGGCGCGCAGCAGGAGGCCGUGCGCUGCAUGCGCUGCCCCGUGGCGUACCACGCGCGCUGCCUGCCGCCCAACUGCGUGCGCCAGAUCUCGUCCAAGCUGAUCAUUUGCCCCAAACACGCCGCGGAGCAGAAGGAGGCGGCGCCAGAGAGUGAGACGAAGAAGGCGAAGGAUAAACACAAGAGGGAGAGUCUGGCCUCGCAGGCGGACGAUGAAGCGGAGCACAAGGACGGAGAGAGUAGCGGCAAGAAGCGGAAGCGUAGCAAGCGAGAGUCCCUGGACGCGGAUGAAAGCUCGAAGGCGCAGCGAACACCAGGCGCUGGAUCGACUCGGUCGCCCACGUCUGCGUUGGCGCUGUUUGAAAGUCCUGCCACUGCUACGAAGAGGAUACAGGAGCGUCUUGAAGAGGCGUUGGGGAAGAGCGAUGACGAUUCCGACGAGUCGACAGCUAGCCCUUCUCUAAAGAAGAAGCGCCCCAGCAGCCAGAUCACAGGUUCACAGAUCGAGGCAGCAGCACCACAGGUAGCAAUUAUCAAGGAGGAGCGCCCCAUAGCAUCUGCGUCCAAGGUUGAGCAAGGCCAGCUCGAGGAUAAGGCAAAGUCGCCCGUGCCUUCUUCUCCUGUGCCUGCGAGCCCAGCCGGUGAUAAGGACUCGUUAGAAGCUCGAUCAUCGGCGGAGGAGGAUAGUCCAGAAGUCAAGACCGAGCGUACGAAGGAGCGCCGAGACAGCCGUGCCGCGGAUGAGCAGCGACAACCGCUUGAAGGUGCUUUGAAGCUGGAGAUCCCCAAGUCGCCUUCCGCCAGCGUGUUAAUUCCGUCUUCGUCUGGUGGAAUAGUGCUGAAGCAUGUUCCAAGCGAAGAUGAAGAUGACGACGACGAAGGAACGGCCGGGUCCGCGACUCCUAACGCAGAUGCAACCCCAAGAACUCCAAGGGUGGCUAAGACAAGUGGACCGGGCAAGAAACGCAAGAAGAACAAGGCAAAGCGGGAAGCGCGUGCGCUUAAACGAGAAACCAGCGAGGAGGAGGAGGAAGAAGCCAACGAGGCCAAGUGGGUCCAGUGUGAUAGCUGCAAGAAGUGGCGGACGGUGCCCCCAGACUUCAAUCUGGACGCGAUGCCAACACAUUGGUACUGCAAUAUGAACACUUGGGACGAGCGGUAUGCGUCGUGUGCUGUUGCCGAGGAAGUGGUAAAGGUGAAUCCGUCCCCGCUAGCAGAGAAGAGGAGGUACAAGUUGAAGUCAAGGUCCAAGUCGACUCAAUCCAGCACAGGGGAUGAUGGCGGAUACUCUUCGUCUGGAUCAGGUACUCUGAAAAGGUCUGGAAGCUCUUUGAAGGGCUCCGUUGCCGACAUGACUGCGCUGGAAGAGAAGGAGAAGGGCUUCAGAUCUCUCAAGAGCAAGGACAAGGCUUCCAAAAAGCGCAAAAUUACCAAGCAACUCAAGGAGAAGUACCGAGAAGUCAAGUGGGUGCAAUGCGAGAGCACUCAAUGCGGCAAGUGGCGUGUGGUGCCGACAUUUAUUAACUUCGAUCGGUUACCUGCAGUCUGGUACUGUCAUCUCAACACUUGGGCUCCGGAGUUAGCCAAGUGUAGCGCGCCAAACCCUCCUGAAGUGGAUGCGUUCUUGCUGAAGCAGGCCAAGAAGGAUGGUUCGGCUCGCCCUUCGAAGAAAGCAAGGACAUCUUCAUCUACUGGAGAUGCUGCGCCGGCAGCAUCUGUGUCCGUGACUACUGGCAGUACGAUGACGCCAACGUCUUCAGCAAAUGACCUUACCUCUCUUGGUAAAUCGAAUACGACGAAGCACGGCAAAGGCUCAAAGGCAACGGCGUCUGGGACAGGGAAUGGUGCUUCAAAUACCGGGGUCAGUAGCAAUGCGGAAGGAGGGAGCAACAACAACGGCAGUAACCCAGACGGCGCCACUUCUGGUCACUCUACCAAAGGAAGGGGAGGACGUGGACACAACAACAGCGGCGCGAACACGAGUGGGAUCAAGAAGACGGUGUUGGAGUGGGCGCAGUGUGAGAAGUGCAACAAGUGGCGCAAGCUGCCGCAGCACAUUAAAUCCUCCACGUUGCCCGAUAAGUGGUACUGCUCGAUGAACCACUGGGACCCAUCGCACGCGAAGUGCAGUGUUCCAGAGGAAGCGGACCAAGAGCCCGUGCCUUUGCCUCCUCACCCAGGUUCGCAGUGGCACAAGGGAGGACACAAGGGCCAGCGUCCACGACGAGGCAAGUUGAGCUACUCGGAAUUGCUUUACGGCAGCACGGGGCAGCUACGCAAGGCAUACACGGCGGAGUCUUCCACUCAAUCCUUCGAGUAUGAAGGCACGACCUACCAUCGCGACGACCAGUACAAGCACAGCAGCAUGUAUGUGUCUCCGGCGGCGAUGGCAGCAGCGGCUACGAUGGCAGGAUGGAGCGGCAGUGAUCGGGUGAGCAGAGAAACAAACUGCGGCAAGGCGACAACUACUGCUGGCAGUCAUAAAGUGGAUGCACUAGCCGCAGCAACCCCCGCCCAGGCCAGCGUCGACCACGUGGCUGCGUUGGUGCUUGAGAGCAUGGACUUGCGGCGCCGCCGAAGCGUUUCGGAGCUGUUCGAAGCUGUGAACGCUGUGCAACGAGCAGCUGAGUCUGGAACGGAGACUGGAGCGUCAGGCCUUGCGUCGCUGGCAGUAGUUACAGCUGCGUUGGGCCAGUUGGAGCACCGCGGUAUGGUCGAAAAAGUGAGCGAGCUAUCAGAGGACAGCGAUGAGGAUGAGCCUUCCCGGAAGCGAAGGAAAGCGGAGUCGCUGUUCAGUGGCGCGUUCUCGUUACCGACACAUUACCGCAAGGUGCCCACCAGACCUCUGAAGGCCUCGAAAAGCUGGAAAUUCGGGACCAACGUCGUAGCAGUAUCACCGCUGAAGGAUUCGUAA